Prorocentrum cordatum is the source of this 163-nucleotide messenger RNA. The record is from the annotation of a GenBank genome assembly. Lineage: Eukaryota; Dinophyceae; Prorocentrales; Prorocentraceae.
GCCGUGGCCGCCGCCCGCCAGCGCGCCAACGGCCUCUUCGGCGAGGGGCGGCUCGCGGAGGCCGAGGCGGCGUACUCGGCGGCCAUGGCCGAGGCGCCCUGCGCCGACGCCGUGCUCCACUGCAACAGGUCGGUGGCCCGCCUGAAGCUCGGCGACGCCGGGG